AUGUCACCUCGAUUGGUAAUGAAACGUUUGCAAUCAAACUGCCCAGCUCAGCGAACAAGCCAACGACCACCAACGGAGUGUCACUCAGUCCCAGUUGAACUCAAGGCUUCAGAACCUUCAGCUAAUUUUGGAGCAAAGAUACUUACUCCAGCCACGCUUAUCAACGACUCGUGGCAUCUCAUAGACAAGGAACGCAAACAACGUCAUCGGGUACCAGAAUCUCACCCAGCCGUUAUCAGGAUUGUGACCACCGAACCAAAAUGUUGCACGAAUUCUAUCCGCUGUUUUUCCGUCCCAUUGGCGGGUGGUGCCGUGGAUAAUGAUGCUCUUGAUGGUUGGAGACUGAACUUUACUUGGCUCCGAACUCCCGAAUCUUAUGAAACGGGAGAAGAAGGGUGGAGUAGUGUGGGUGCACCGAUAGGAAGUCUAUCUGGCGUGUACGAUAUGGUCCGCGUCACGCUGCUCUACACGCCUCAGUUCGAAAGCCGCGUCAUGUUUCAGUCGCUUCGAUGUUUGAAAUAUCGCGAUACAUGUAUAUUUGUAAUGAAUCCAACUGCUCUUUGCAAAUGCGCAGAUAAAAAAGUCCUUGCAGUCAGCAGCGAUGCCGUGGAACGCUUUCAAGCCCGCGUCGGAGACUUUUUUGAAUGUGCUUCCAGUACAGACAUUGUGUUAACAGGGGAGAAUGUGACGAAACUGGACAGUUUUGGUGGAAAUGACCCCUGGAACUUCUCCCCUGAGUUGCAACACUGGGCACCCGGCUUGAAAGUCAUUUUAUCCAUGACUGAUGUGCGCGCGCAGGCUUUCUCCGAUGUGAAUGUUCCUGAGUUUACAGGAGCAGGCGUUGUCUGCGUCGAAGAUCACUCACAAGAUGGGACAAUGUCCAUUGUUAUUGGCUUGUCAAUCUGUGCUCUGGUAAUCCUUGUUUUGUUGGGGCUGGCAAUGAGUCAUCUGAAGGACCGCGAGCGCUCAUUUGGGGUGUUAGAAAAUCCUGAAAAAACGUCCUUCACUCGUGAAGACCGUUCAGCUACUGUUCUUUGA
Messenger RNA from Opisthorchis viverrini, 1038 nucleotides. RefSeq lists its product as hypothetical. NCBI's taxonomy places the organism in Eukaryota, Metazoa, Platyhelminthes, Trematoda, Opisthorchiida, Opisthorchiidae. The transcript is spliced from 5 exons. The record is from RefSeq and is a predicted model, not a curated record. The coding region runs from base 1 to 1038 and encodes 345 amino acids.